AUGGCCACCCCUGCUGCCGACGCUAGGACAGGAAGAAUAGGGCCGCGUGAGCCGACGAGGGCUCCGAGGAGUGCGUCCGCCCCAAACCCGACCCCCGCCCCCAGUUAUAUGCUUUGGACUGAGAUUGACAAAUCAUUCCUUGUGUCACAUCUUCUGUGCACUGGCGGUGGAGACUCAAUGGCUGUAGUGCACCUAUAUUUUGGCGUGGACGUACAUGUAGCCAUACCAUGUGAUGGAGGCAUGAAGGAACUGGACGCCGGGUGGGGGUACGGGCGGCCUGGGCAUAGUCACGGUUACAGACUCAUAGCAGGCUCAGGUCAUAUCCUACCGCCGCCGGCCACCACGGAGCAUGCCCCAUCCGCUGCUGGACGCCCCAAUCCAGAGCAACCUAGAGGGCUAUCGCGCGUGCGCCGAAUAGUUUGCUCAGAGCCGGCACAAGCUGUUGGCAUCCCCAUGGGAGCGGAGACGAACCUCUCGUCGCCGCAGCUAGAUCCGACCAAGUCGCGGGAGUCGGUGACCCUACUCAACGACGAUCAGAACUGGAUGUUGGCGCUGCGGGAGUCUGUGUCGUUCGGGCGGUUCCUAGCCGAGCCACUCGAGUGGGAUACUACUGGGCAUGUCUCUCGCUGGCAACGAUGGCGCAUGUCCGAUCACCGUCGACAGCUGAGCUUGAUCUGCCAGUACAUGCCGUGGCGUUCAGACUUCAAUCUGUGUCCUCCAGCUGCAGUGUUGCGCACAUUGGAAGUUCUGGACCAGCCCAGAGUUGUAAUCCAUGCUUGCCUGCGGCUCGUUCGUCACUAA
This is a messenger RNA of Triticum turgidum subsp. durum (durum wheat), 801 nucleotides long. The record is from the annotation of a GenBank genome assembly. NCBI's taxonomy places the organism in Eukaryota, Viridiplantae, Streptophyta, Magnoliopsida, Poales, Poaceae.